AUGCUCACUUCCAGAAUCUCCACUCCCGACCCAUCUUCAUCUUCCCAAAAAUCGGGAUGCCAUUGGUUUGGAACUGCUCCAUUCUGCUAUCAGACAUGUCCAUCUGACUAUGAUUUCAUCCGACAACACUCUGGAAGAUGUGCUGAUGGAACUGCGUGUAUUCCUGAUUCCAGUUUCGGGGAACCGUGUAUUAAACUCUUUUCGUAUCAGAUGACGAAGAAGUUUUGUUGCAAAAGUGACCCAGUGGACUGUUCAUGGUCUGGACGAUGGAUGGGAUCGGAGGACGCCUUCAAUUUCUACUGUCGUUUCGAUCCGGAUCAGGGAAAAUGUGGAAAAUUGGAGUGCUCUGUGAAUCAUCCGCUGUUCAAAGCACAUAAUUCAUCGUUUAUUGCUGAAACUGUUUUCAUUUUAUCUGCAGAAGGCGAAAACUGUGAUGAACUUCGAAUGUGGAAUCUGCGUGGAAAGGCUUCUUGUGGAUAUAUUGCGUGGUUUGAGAGAGGAGAAUAUCGGAAUGGAUGGUACAAGACAUUCUAA
Messenger RNA from Caenorhabditis remanei, 534 nucleotides. RefSeq lists its product as uncharacterized. Lineage: Eukaryota; Metazoa; Nematoda; Chromadorea; Rhabditida; Rhabditidae. The coding region runs from base 1 to 534 and encodes 177 amino acids. The record is from RefSeq and is a predicted model, not a curated record. The transcript is spliced from 3 exons.